AUGCCUGAAUUGCAAAAGAGCAGCAGUAAUAGCAAGAAUUCGCUUGCGCACAUUCAAGAGAAGAAAGAGCGGGCCAAAUCAAGGCGGCCGUUCCAAGGAUACAAAACUGCAAAAGGCCCCAGUGGGAGUGCUGCUGCUGUACAGUCCGCUCCUACACAAACAAGAGUAUCAACACAGCCUGAGUACGAUACACACAACCCCCCAUCUACAGUUUUGUGGCAGCAACGGCCAGUUUCAAGAGGACCCUCACGCUCACCAUCUCCGUUACCUCACCACGAAAUUGGAUCAUCUCCUCCCCCGCCUCCACCGCCUCAUCGGGUGCUUGGAGGGCAGAAUGGCUUAAUCUCAAGGGCUCCAUCACCUCUACCAGUUGAGAUGAAUGACCGCUAUGAGAGAAUCGCUCGGACGCCGUCCCCGGCCCCUCCAUCCAUGAACGGACACACUCCACCCAUGAUACGCAACGCAAUGGACGACGUGAUGUCUUCCCUUGAUGAUAUGACCCUUGUGCGGCAAGAUUCAAUGCACGAACGAGAGCAAGAGCAAGAGUUCAAUCCCUGGUCUCCUGAAGCAUUCGAUAAUUUCCGUCGACCUAACGGCAUUCAGAAUACUCGCCCGAUGACAUCUUUGGACUUUGGAAAUGGUGGCAGCAAGUACUCGGAAGGGCGAGUAAGUUAUAGCAGCCGUCACAACAGUCCUGACCGCUUUCAAGACGGUUCAACCCAACUAGAAACUUAUGUUCAGCGGAUGGAAAGCCGGCUCCGUCGCAUGCAGCAAGCUCGUGAAGGUAGUGAUCCACAGGCCGUAGGAAGUGAUCCACCAGAACCGCCACCCAAGAAUUCGCCUUGGGCGUCGCGGCCAGCCUCUUCAGCAGCUUCGCGUCGGCCUUCAAUGCGAAAGAGAAAAUCGGCAUUCGAGUUGGGUGGGGAUGGUCUAGGCCGAACAUUCACAACCAAGACCAAUUCCACCAAUUCAAGUAGUGGUGCGCAAAGUGUGGCGACCAACACUUCGCAUCAGUCGAGCAUGACAAGUCAAAGCUUGAUGAGCGGCUUUUCUGCCAGCGGUCUCAGUGCCACCAGCGCUGGUAGCCUUGCAAGGAAGAGGAUGGGCAGUAUCCGAGGUCGUAUAGCGAGACCAAUGACAAGUGCAGGAACCAGAAAUGAGCAAUGGGAGCAAUCUGAUAUUCGACCCAAAACGCCAACCUCUACUGUAUCUUUCCACUCACGCCAUGCUGACUCAAGAUCUGGCGCUAGAUCUGCAGUCGGAUGGGACGAUGCGAGAUCGGAAUCAAUUGGUGGACUAGGUGGCUUUACCACUCCAAAGGCUAAGAAACCAGGUUUUUUCAAAAAGUUGAUGGACAGUGCGAAAACAGGGGCAGCUAGUGCUCGGAGCACGAUAUCAGUGAAUCAGGCAUCAAGCAACUCUGGCUCCCCUACGAAAAUGACUGGGAUCGCUGGAGGCACAGUAUUUAACGCCCAAUUUCCGGGAAACUCCAAACAGUCCGAUGCUUUCGGAAGGGAUGCUGCUCGAGAGAUGGGCCUUGCUAGCGGUGCAGCCAGCGGAUAUAUUCUCACUAGACGAGAUGUCAAUCGCUCAAACACACCGGGUCCAUCCGAACGGCAGGAAAGAGCAGAUCGUUGCAACAUGUUAGAUCAACCAGUGAUCUGCUCAGUCGAAGAACUCUACAGUACUCUCCAAGGAGACGAGGAUGCUGAUGGCCUUCCCGUCCAUCACCCAUUCCAACUCAGCAACCCCAGCUUCAGUCAGGUGGACAAAGCGACACGUUUCAUUACUAGCCUUCCGAGCAGCAUAACAGCAGCAACUCUGGCAAGUGGUUACGUUUGUCGCCCAUACCGAAGCCCUGUCCAAAGACUUCGCGCUAUAUUCAUCUGGUGUGCUGAAAGAAUCAACUGGGAAGAAGAUCACGAGGUCGACAGAUACAGUUAUGCUCGAUCGAUCGACACCAGAAAGAUCAUCCAAACAAAAAGAGCCACCAGUGAAGAGAUAUCAGCAUUAGUCGUGGAGAUGUGCACGGCGAUUGGAGUACACGCUGAAAUGGUUCAGGGCUAUCUCAAAUCUCCCGGGGAAGAUCUUGACCUGGAUGCUUUAUCACGACCUAAUCAUUUUUGGAAUGCAAUCCUCGUUGAUGGAGAGUGGAGAAUGCUGGACGCGAGUCUUGCUAGCCCGACGAAUCCUCGGCGUUUACUAUAUUCUAGCGUCAGCACCAGUAUUGCCGAAGCCUGGUAUUUCCUCACCCUGCCCAAUGAGCUCUGUUGGACACAUGUGCCUCUGGAUGAGGCGCAGCAGCACAUGGUUCCUAGUAUCAGUCCAGAUGUUCUACUCGGUCUACCCGGAGCUUGUCCUCCCUUCUUCAGGCAAGGCCUCGCGAUGCAUGCAUAUGAUACUAGUGUCAUACGGAUGGACGGUCUUGAGAUGUGUACCAUCACUGUUAAUGUACCUGCAGAUGUGGAGCUAGUUGCAGAAGUUGAGGCGAGGAAGUAUCUCCGCGACCAAGAUGGCGAUGUCUACGAGGACACUGAUGGAGUGACAAAGAAGAGAGCUCUGGCCCAACCCAGUUGGUACAGGACAGUACCGAACACCGAGAUCAUGCAAAAGCGCUAUGUCAUCAAAGCAAUCCUUCCUGGUGACGAAGGUAUUGGAGCUCUCAAAAUCUAUGCUGGCAAGAAAGGCCUGAUGUUAAGUUCAAGAGAUAUCGUUCAUCCCUUGGCAUUCUCGAUACCUCUGUACAACUCUGGUGACAAUCCAACCUAUGACUUUGUUAUGAGACAUCCAACACCACAUGCUACAAGACAAGACCUCUAUGUUGUGCAACCGCAGUGUUGGAGGCUUGGCGUUGGCGAAACAUACGUCUUCUGCGUGAGACAGCACAGUGGUUCGGUGGUGUCAACUCCAGCCAACGAACAGAGUGGGUUCGACUUACGUCCAGUGAGCCCAAAUCCCAUGGUUAGACCCGCAAGUGCCAUGAGUAUGACGAGUAGCGCCGCCGGUAGCAAUCCCAGCGAACAAGGAAACAGCGCAAUUGCAGGAGCUGGUGUCAGAGUCAAGGAGAAACCGGCUAAAUUGGCAAUACAAAGUCCUAGUGGGAAGAUCAUUCGCUUGAAUCGCAAAGUGGAAGGUUUGCACCAGGCCAUCGCUACAAGAGAGGUUGACGGUGAGGUACUGGGCAGUGUCUGGGAAGCCAACCUGAAGAUACAAGAACGGGGUGUCUGGCGAGGCUUGGUACUUGCCGAUCGCAGUGCAAGGUGGUGUGUUUGGGCAGAAUGGGAAUGCGUCUGA
Molecule: messenger RNA, 3294 nt
Organism: Exophiala bonariae
Lineage: Eukaryota; Fungi; Ascomycota; Eurotiomycetes; Chaetothyriales; Herpotrichiellaceae
Exons: 1
Coding region: 1-3294 (1097 amino acids)
Biological process (GO): mitotic division septum assembly
Cellular component (GO): mitotic actomyosin contractile ring; cytoplasm
Source: RefSeq, a predicted model, not a curated record